Messenger RNA from Ctenocephalides felis (cat flea), 1028 nucleotides. Its product is annotated as autophagy-related protein 101-like. NCBI's taxonomy places the organism in Eukaryota, Metazoa, Arthropoda, Insecta, Siphonaptera, Pulicidae. Bases 232 to 885 code for a protein of 217 amino acids. Gene Ontology annotation, cellular component: phagophore assembly site. The transcript has a single exon. The record is from RefSeq and is a predicted model, not a curated record. Gene Ontology annotation, biological process: autophagosome assembly; autophagy.
UUUGUGCAUAUGCCACCCAGAACAUGUUGCCAAGAUUCUAAAAACUAAAUUGGCAUCUAAGGAGUUACAAUAAUACCCUCUAUUCUAAUCUGAAUAGUAAUUCAAAUGAUCACAAAAAGAAAAAUAAGAAUGUUUAUAUUUGCCACGUUCUUUCAUGGUAAUAGAUCUAGUACUUUGCACUUUAAAAAGACCAGUUGAAAAUACAGAAUCAGGAUUGGCAAAUAAGGCAAGAUGAAUGCAAGAUCUCAAACAUUUGAAUUAACAAUGGAGGGCCGACAAGUAGACGAGGCCGUCGCUAGUAUUUUUCAUACUGUGUUGUUUCAUAGAUCACUUGGAAAAUUUUUGUACAACAAUGAAGGCAGUUACUCUGUUGGUACAUUGGGAUACACAGAUGUCGAUUGUGAUUUUAUAGAUUUUACAUACGUAUGCUGUUCUUCUAGUGGUUUGGACAGAACUCUUAAACGAGAAAUAUCUGAAUUCUCCUCACUUCUACGAGGAAAUGAUAGUACUGGUACUGGACAAAUAAGUCUAGAAUUUUUUCAAAAGAAACGUAAUCGUUGGCCGUUUCAAUCAGAAUGCAUACCCUGGGAGGUAUGGAAUGUUAGAUUAGAAUUAAUAAAUUUGAAUAAUGAAGAUGAAAGGCAAGUUUGCAGAGAGAAAGUAGGCGAGAUGCUUACAGAUAAAAUAUUAUAUAUAACAGAAGUCAUGAAUAGGCAUGAUUACGUACCAAAAAUGCCGAAUCAGUCAGAACUUGAACUUAUAUUUGAUACAUCGUAUGAAGAUGUUCAACCUUAUUUAUUCAAAUUUAAUUAUAGCACUAAUGGACCUUCCAAUUCUGUUGGUAACUCUAUGAAGAAACUGAUAAAAGAAACUUUAUCUCUUUAAUAGUUGUGAAUAAUAUUUCAUGUGGUAUGAGCAUAUCAAGCUAUAAAAAGUUAUCUAAAACUGUGUAUAUAUUUCUUAAAUAGUGAUGCUGAUAUUUAUGUUCUAUCUACUUUAAUUUUAUGACAAAUUAUAUUUUUAAGAUA